Molecule: messenger RNA, 5431 nt
Organism: Lingula anatina
Lineage: Eukaryota; Metazoa; Brachiopoda; Lingulata; Lingulida; Lingulidae
Cellular component (GO): precatalytic spliceosome
Molecular function (GO): single-stranded RNA binding; zinc ion binding; double-stranded RNA binding
Source: RefSeq, a predicted model, not a curated record
CGCCGUACGGUGCAGUCAAAGAAUCUAGGAGAAGGGGUUCUCUUUGUCGAUGUUGUUGUUUUAUCAUUGGUGUUGUAUCAACGAAAAGUAACGAAAAGUCUUAAGAAGAGUAAACGGCAGUAUGAGGCCCUUCGGUCACCAGCCUGGCCCAAGGAUGCCCAUGGGGAUGGACAGGAUGAUGGGACCCGGUCCUGGGUUUGAAGAGAUGGGCCCACCGCGAGAUGGUCCAAUGAUGAACAACUUUGGCGGAGGAGGAUUUGGUGGUGGAAGAGGCUUUGAUGGACCCCUUGGGAUGGGUCCCGGAAACAUGAGGGACAACAUGGGACCCCCUAUGGGGCCUAGAGAUAACAUGGGACCAAGAGGAGAAUUCAUGGGGAAUAAUUUUAACAGAGGGAAUGAUUUUGGGCUGAGACCGCCAGGGUUUGAUGAUAGAAUGGAUGACAUGGGCACUGGACAUGGAGGAAUGGGUCCCAGACCUGGAGGAAUGGGACCUGGACCAGGAGGAAUGGGUCCUGGGCCUGGAGGAAUGGGACCUGGACCAGGAGGAAUGGGUCCUGGGCCUGGAGGAAUGGGACCUGGACCAGGAGGAAUGGGACCCGGACCAGGAGGAAUGGGACCCGGACCAGGAGGAAUGGGUCCUGGACCUGGUGGAAUGGGUCCUGGACCUGGUGGAAUGGGCCCUGGACCUGGAGGAAUGUGCCCUGGACCUGGUGGAAUGGGCCCUGGACCUGGAGGAAUGGGCCCUGGACCUGGAGGAAUGGGUCCUGGACCUGGUGGCGGAAUGGGACCCGGACCUGGUGGAAUGGGCCCUGGACCUGGAGGAAUGGGUCCUGGGCCAGGUGGAAUGGGUCCUGGACCUGGAGGAAUGGGACCUGGUGGCGGAAUGGUACCCGGACCUGGUGGAAUGGGCCCUGGACCUGGAGGAAUGGGACCUGGUGGCGGAAUGGGACCCGGACCUGGUGGAAUGGGCCCUGGACCUGGAGGAAUGGGACCCGGACCUGGUGGUGGAAUGGGGCCCAGGCCUGGUGGAUUGGGACCUGGUGGAGGAAUGGGUCCUGGACCUGGUGGUGGAAUGGGUCCUGGACCUGGUGGUGGAAUGGGGCCCAGGCCUGGUGGAAUGGGUCCAGGACCCAUGGGUCCUGGUCAGGGAGGGAUGGGGUCAGGUUAUGGAGAUGGUCAGCAGCAAAUGAUGGGUCAAGACUACAGCAACAUGGACAUCCAUGACAUGGUGAACCAGAUGAAUUCCAUGAUGACUGGCAAUGGAGACAUGAGCAGUAAUCUCCAGAAAAUGGAGACCAUGAUGGGCCACAUGAGGAACAUCUACCACCAGGCUGGUGGAGACUGGACCAGGCUAGGAAUGGACCCAGCCACGUAUUUCUACCAGUCCAGUCAGUGGCAGCAGUACUAUGCUAUGAUCUAUGGCGACGAAGCUGCUGCAGCCAUGUUUGGUCUACAGCAGCCAAAGAAGAAGAAGAACAAGCAAGGAAAAGAAGCCAAGACCCCAGACAACCAAGACCCCACCAUGUCCAGCAGUGCAAUACUGAAGGCGUUCUACCGUAACCCGGAAUACAAGUCCGAAGUCGAACUUCAGAAGGAGGCCUGGCAUAAGAAACAGCAGGAAAAAUAUUUAGCUAAAAGACUACAGCAAGAUACACAGGUAAAGCCGUCUCCACAGGCUCCUGCGAAACAGGCAACGCAGACGCCACCAGGACAGAAGAAAAGUGGAGGAUGGAAACCUGUGCCACCAAAGGGAGCUGCUAGUCAAGAGAAAACUUCAGCAUCUGAUAAGAAAACGGGGAACAAACUGGACCACGAGAAGGACAAGGAUGUCCAACAAAUGGACAAGGAUGUUAAAGAAAAGGACAAGGAUGUCCAGGAAAAGAACAAGGAUGUUCAAGAGAAGGACAAGAAUGUCCAGGAAAAGAACAAAGAUGUUCAAGAGAAGGGCAAGGAUGUUCAAGAGAAGGACAAGGAAUGGGAGGAAUUCCAGAGGCAGAUCCAAAAGUUGAAGGAAGAAGAAGAGAAAAGAAAAGAAGAGGAGAAUAAGGAAGAGGAGGAAAAGAAGGAAAAGGAAAAAGGAGAGGCUAAGAGCACGUCUGCUCCAAGCACAGAGACAAAGUUAGACCUGGAGAAUACUGACUGGUCCUCGUGUAAACCUUGCAACAUGAACUUUGAGUCCAUAGACCAAUUCAAGGUCCACUGCAGAGGCAUGUGGCACUCCAUGAAUGUACAGGCAGAAGAGGAGAAAGAGAGACAGAAACAUAUCCGAGAACGAGAAAAAGAGAAGGAAAAAGAGCGAGAGGCACGUUCACACCGAGGCCCAGAUAGACGGAGAAGUAGGUCACCAUACUCAAGAGAGAGAGAUAGAGAUCGCUACAGCAGACGAUCCAGAUCUCCCCGGCGCCGCGGACACUCAAGGGACCGUUCACGUGAAAUAUCACGUGAACGUUCACGUGGUAUUUCACAUGAACGUUCGCGUGGUAUUUCACACGAACGUUCGCGUGGUCGAGAUUAUGAUCUGGAAUACAGAAGGUCUCAUGAUCCAUACCACAGUCACAGUCGUGAAAGAGAUCGCAAUGGAAGGGGAAGAGAAAGGUCAAGGUCACCACACCGCUGGUCUACAAGGCCACCAGUUGUGAAACAACCGGAAGAAAAUGAGAAAAAAGAGGAGGAGGUAGAUGAAGAAGAUGAAGAUGAUGAUGAUGAUGAAGAGUUAGACACCAGUUUUUGCAAGCUAUGUAACCAGAAGUUUAACAAUCCACAGGCCUAUUGGAUGCACACCCGUGGCAUGAUUCACAUUCACAAGACCCUGGAGAAGGAGAAAAAGAAGAACCCAGAACUCCAGAAAGAGGCUGACAGACAGAGAGAGAUACAGGAGGGCUCCUGGAGAGAACCUGUGAGACAGAGGAAGUGGGAAGCGGCAGCGGAGAGAGAUCUGGAGCCUGAUGACAUUGGAAAAUUUGUUGAUGGCUUCUAUUGUAAGGCCUGUGAUGUGACGUGCACUUCUGAGAUCUCCUUACAAGCUCACAUGGAUGGAAUCAAACAUUUAAAGAAAGUGCGAGCUGGUGGUUCAGCAGUAGAUGGAAAAGGAAAGAGGAAGAAAGAAUUGAUGAUCCAGCUUGCUAUGGACAACUGCAGGGAGCCCCUGAUUGGUCUGGACUACCUGAUCGAGUUCCAGCCAGAAGACCCUGCAGAGGAACCUCGUUAUGUUUGCGAACUUUGCGAACAGAAGUUUGAUCCCCGCCAGGUCAUCGCUCACGUCACCGGUUUGAGACACAGAAACAGGUUUAUGAAAGAGAACUAUCCCCUGUAUCACGAAAAACUGUACGAGCUCGGUGAGCGGCGUGAGAAGAAGUCUGUGAGGACUGACCUUGCACUGCAGUAUGCCAAGUGGAUAGAGGAAAGGGAGGGCAGGAAACCUAUACGCCUCAAGUUGGUGCUGGAGCCUUUAUUAAAAGAUUCAAACGCAACUUGGGUGGAAGAUGAUAAGUAUUCUUCUGAAAGAGCAUCAGGGUUGACUAGGAAGUAUGAAUCCUACUCCACUUACUCCGAGAGGGACGAUGACUUGGAUGACAUUCAAAGAAAAGACGUCAAUGUCAAGGAAGAACAGGGAGACACCAGGGGUGGGCCGAGAGAUCCACGAGAUAGAGGGCGCGAUUAUCUUGGCCCAGAACGAGAGAGAGGCUAUCCCGAUAGAGACUAUUUCGACAGAAGAAGAGACUACUAUGAAGGUCUAGAUAGACCAGGAUACCCUGAGCGCGGAGGAGUCUAUCCUGGACGUUACAGAGACUACCCUGAUGUGCGGGGUGCCCCCUAUGAUGACUCUUACUAUGACAGAUAUCCCAGAAGAUACCCUGCUGACUAUGACCGCUACUACCCUCCUGCACGCCUACUACCAGGAGAGGAUGACAGGCCAGGACUGAGUCGUCCAAUGGAAGUGAUAGACUACAGUCACCAGUCCACAUCCGCAGAGGUCAGCAGAGAGGGGGACAGGUCCCCCAGGCUCCAGGACGACCCCAACGAGAGGAAAUUUCAAGAAAUGAUGGGAGAGCUGCAGGAAAGGGGACAGCUGGAUGAUCAACAGGACAAAGAAUCCAAGGUUCCUGAUGCAGCGGCCAUUGCGGCGGCGCUAGGGGUUGACACAGGCGGGAUUCCUCUGAAUGAGGAGACCAAAAGGUUGCUGGAGACACUGGGUCAGGUGAUGGUCAGCAAUGACAAUGAGGCUGAAGUGGCUCUACAGGUGUCCAACACUCUGACACAGGCACUUGCAGACUACAAACUUAAACAUGGAAAGCUGGGUGAAGGGACAGGUGAUCAGAGACCAUCUGAGGGGUAUGAUAAACCAGCAACACAAAGAGAACAUACAGCAGAGGAACUGGACGAGGCCUUCUUCAUCGGCCAUCAGCCACAGUCUAGGAUAGCACCUGUUGUCUGGAAGAAAGACAGCCGCCAGAAUCAGUCCAAACUUGUGCCAACUUCAAACCCUCUUGUUGCCUAUGGUGGCAGUGAUGACGAGGGCGAGACGGAGCCACAGCAAACACAGUCCAGUCAAAGUUCUGCCAGUGUCAUGGCGUCGUCUGUCUCGUCGUUGUACAGUCGCACUGCAAACCUCUUUGAUGCUUAUUCGUUUGGAAACUUGUUAAACACAGCCCCCCAACCCCCUCCUGAACAAGACUCCCCUCCCCUGCCCCCACCUUUGCCCCCCUCCAGUGAAGCUGAGCCACCCCCACCCCCUCCCCCAGACACGGAACAAAGUGAACAGAGUUACGAUUCACAGAUGAAGUAUUUAGACUUACAACAACAACAGCAGCAACAACAGUAUUUCUACCAGCAACAAUAUGGCUAUCAGUUGCCACAACAACAGUUACCACAACAACAGUUGGCAGAGCAACAGUACCAACAAUCACAGUACAUGAUGCAGACGGGUUACCAGGGAAUGUAUUAUUCCCAACCGCCUUCCUAAUAAAAUCCAUUCCAACUUCUGUCAUGUAACAUCUUCAAUAAAAUUAUUUUAUCAAUAUUGUUACAUUAAAAUAUGGUUACUGUCAGGGAUCAUGCAUUUUUUAUUUAGUUGGACUGAUUUUGCAAAAAUUGUCAACAUGUCUUUUUAGCCAUUUAGCAAAUAAACUAGAUCUUUGCAUAUGUUGCUUAUAAGACUGUUGCAAAUUUCUGUUUGUUAGAAAUAGGAAUAUUUAUCCUACUGUUGCUUUUAGUUUUAAAAUUUCUGCUUUAGUUAAGAAAAGGUUGAAACUUGCAGUAAGAAUAGUUUUACAAGGCAUUUAAUCAUGAUAAUGAGUAAAGUUCAACUUUACAUUAACUCUCAACUCUUCAAGUUAAGUAGUUAUAGAAUUUCCCUUAGUUUUCUUUUAUUGUGAAAAAUACAUUCUGUAAGAGUGUAAAUAAAAUUGAGAGUCCGUGUUUCUUCAUUGAA